Messenger RNA from Syzygium oleosum, 2792 nucleotides. RefSeq names its product GTP-binding protein OBGC, chloroplastic. The transcript has 8 exons. Gene Ontology annotation, molecular function: magnesium ion binding; GTP binding; GTPase activity. NCBI's taxonomy places the organism in Eukaryota, Viridiplantae, Streptophyta, Magnoliopsida, Myrtales, Myrtaceae. Gene Ontology annotation, cellular component: mitochondrion. Bases 73 to 2208 code for a protein of 711 amino acids. The record is from RefSeq and is a predicted model, not a curated record.
AACACGUUAUCCAUUUCCCUCCACAUGAGUUCCUUCGGACUGUAGAACUCUUCCUUCCUCGAGCCGUCCGAUAUGGCGACCAUGGCGUCUACGUCCCCGCUGAUCCGCCUCCCUUCCCCGAGAUUUCAAGCCCGUUCCGCAUCCCGAAAGCGCGCCGGCAGCGGCAACCGGCCUCCUCCGCGCCCUCGCCGGCGGUCCGGGAAGCCGGGCCUCCGCACCCGUUACGAGCCGCCGCCCCGGCCCGUGCCCGUCGCUCCGGCGAGCUCCGGGCCCGAGGCGACCACCUACACUCGCCUCCCUCCCAGGGAGGACUUCUCGGCCGCGUCGAUCGAUGCCGUGAGCGAGGUGAAGCUCUCCGAAUCUCGCAUUGCCCUAAUUGAUCCCGAAGCUGAUGGCGUUAGUGGUGAAGUAGGUGAAGAAUGUGAUUAUGAUGGCCAGGAAGAUGGCACUGAUGGGAGUUUGGGGCUUAACUAUAUGUCGCUCGAUGUGUUUGAAGGAAACUCGAGUGCUCGAAUUGAUGAUGGCGGCGAUGAGGAUGAUGAUGAUGAUGAAGAGGAGGAGGAAGAAGGAGAUAGUGAUUAUGGAGAAUUUGAAUAUGAGGAGGAAGUGUUAGGGUUUGACGGCGGAAAGAUAGUCAGUGGUUACGACAGUGAUGGUAAUAAAGUCAUGGCAAUGCUCUACACAGUUGGCGAUGAUGACAAUGAAAAUGAUGGUUCUGCUGGCGAAAAAUCGGGGCUUAAGGACGGCAAGACGGUGAAUUUGGCAGAUUCGGAGGGUGAAUUGGACGAUGAGGAAGCUCAAGUGAAGGAGAAGGGGGUGCCGGCAGUGAUGAGGUGCUUUGACCAAGCCAAGAUAUAUGUGAAAGCCGGGGACGGUGGCAAUGGUGUGGUGGCAUUCCGCCGCGAGAAGUUCGUUCCUUUGGGGGGCCCGUCAGGCGGCGAUGGAGGGAGAGGAGGGAAUGUUUACUUGGAAGUCGAUAGGUCAAUGAACUCAUUGUUGCCGUUUAGGAACAGCGUGCAUUUCAGGGCUGGGAGAGGGAGGCAUGGGCAGGGGAGUAAGCAGGCUGGGGCUAAGGGUGAGGAUGUUGUGGUGAAGGUGGCCCCUGGGACGGUCGUUAGAGAGGCGGGGAAAGAGGAGGUGUUGUUGGAGUUGUUGAAUCCAGGACAGAAGGCGUUGUUGUUGCCGGGUGGUAGAGGAGGGAGAGGGAAUGCUUCGUUUAAGUCUGGGAUGAAUAAGGUGCCUCGGAUAGCUGAGAAUGGUGAAGAGGGUCCGGAGAUGUGGUUAGAGCUGGAGCUGAAGCUGGUUGCGGAUGUCGGAAUUGUUGGUGUUCCUAAUGCAGGAAAAAGCACCUUUUUAAGUGUGAUUUGUGCUGCACAGCCGACAAUAGCAAAUUACCCCUUUACAACUUUACUACCUAAUCUGGGUGUAGUAUCAUUUGACUAUGAUUCUACCAUGGUUGUAGCAGACCUACCAGGUUUACUUGAAGGAGCGCACCGAGGUUUUGGUCUAGGUCAUGAGUUUUUACGACACACAGAGAGGUGUUCUACUCUGGUACAUGUGGUUGAUGGAUCAUCAGAGCAGCCAGAGCUUGAGUUUGAUGCUGUCCGACUUGAGCUGGAAUUAUUCAGCCCUGAACUUGCUGAAAAGCCAUUUAUAGUUGCUUAUAACAAAAUGGAUCUUCCAGAGGCAUAUGAGAGAUGGCCAUCAUUCAAGGAAAGGCUGGAAGCUCGUGGGAUUCAAACUUUCUGUAUGAGUGCAGUGAAAAGAGAAGGCACUUAUCAAGUGAUUUCUGCUGCUUAUGACGUUCUACGGAAGAGUAAGGAAGCAAAGAGCAGUUUUGAAGGUUGGGUGGAUCCCAGCAGUCUGAACCAUGUAGCUGAAAAGGUAAAAGAUCAAAGAAGUGCUUCAAUUAGUGAGUUUGAAAUCACUCACGACAGCAGUUCGCGCACUUGGCAUGUUAUUGGAUCCGGGUUACGACGGUUUGUUCAAAUGACAAACUGGAGGUAUCUCGAUUCAGAGAAAAGGUUCCAGCACGUUUUGGAGGCUUGUGGUGUGAAUAAGACUCUCAUGAAACUAGGUGUAAAGGAAGGGGACACAGUCACUGUUGGAGAGUUGGAGAUGGUGUGGCAUGAUUCCGCUGAGAGAACUGGUCCAUCAACUAUAAACAAGGGAUCCACGGAUUCAAUUAGGUGGCCUCAGUGGAAAUAGCUUGCCUAUAUUAUCUGUUGAAUUACGCUGCACGGCUAAGCAGCUGCUCGUAUGUCAUCAUGAAAGUGGUAGUGGUACUCUGCCUUCAAAAGAAUUUGCAGAAUUGAGGGUGCAGAUUUACAGGACUGUCAUAAAAUCGAUGCAUUAUCAACCCGAGAAGAUUGAUCUGAUUCACUUUUUGGCCAAUGGAACUCAGGAGCGACAACAUGCAAGAGUGACUGUCCAAAUCUUCGUGUCCGACAGGGCGCAGUACUUCCUAAUAAUCAGUUAACUUCUGGUAUGCUCUCAAGGAUUACAAACGUCGGAACCGAAGAUCCAUGGAAUAUCAUCUUAGUGCUGCAUCUAACCAGACGAGCUACCGAUGAAACGAUCUAGUCAGAGAAUCUAUCAAACGCAAGAGAGUAGGGUUUCUCUAAGAACCAUUCCAUUAUCGUUAUUUGUACCCCCGAUCCUCGUCAUUACGAGGCAUGCACCAUUACCCCCAGCAUCGAAUUUGAUGCGGGAAAAACAGAUGACUUCAUGAUUUCUGGAAAAGUUGCUUUCUUGUUAUAAUGAGCAUCCAAGGAGAACUGUCGAUGUGCUAA